UGAGCACCUAAAGACGUGGCCAUGGCCGAGGGGAGUGAGCUGAUGAACAGGCUCAUGAGUGAGAAUGCAGACCUGAAGAAGCAGGUGCGCCUCAUGAAGGAGAACCAAAUGCUGAAGCGUCUGCUCAGCGAGAGCUGCCAGGAGCGCUGUGGCCUUGGGAGCCGGGACCUGCUCUUCCCCAAGGCACCCGCCUACCCCGAGGACAGCUCCCCCGGGAGCGCAGGUGCAGACUUUGGAAGGUUCAGUGGCAUCCCUGAUGCACCCUCCCAGCUGCAGACAUCCUCCCUGGAGGACCUGCUGUGCUCACAUGCCCCCAUCUCCAGUGAGGAUGACGCCUCCCCUGGCUGUGCCACCUCCUCCCAGGUGCCCUUCAAGGCUUUCCUCAGCCCCCCAGAGCUGCGUGCACCCCGAGGCACUGACAGGAAGCUGUCCCCGCUCCUGAACCCCUUGCAGGACCCGCUGGCAGACAAGACCCUGCUGGAGCCCAGGGAGAUGGUCCGGCCCAAGAAAGUGUGCUUCUCAGAGAGCAGCCUGCCAUCUGGGGACAGGACGAGAAGGAGCUACUACCUUAACGAGAUCCAGGGCUUCUCCAGCGCUGAGAAGGACGGGCGCAUCGUCGGGGAGAUCGCCUUCCAGCUGGACCGGCGCAUCCUGGCCUAUGUCUUCCCGGGAGUGACCAGGCUGUAUGGCUUCACCGUGUCCAACAUCCCUGAGAAGAUCAAGCAGACGUCCAUCAAGUCCCUGGACGGGUCGGUGGACGAGAAGAAGCUUCGCGAGCUGACACACCGCUACCUGAUGCUGACCGCGCGCCUGGAGAGGCUGGGUUACAACCGUGAGGUGCACCCGGUGUUCAGCGAGUUCCUCAUCAACACCUACGGCAUCCUGAAGCAGCGGCCCGACCUGCGCGCCAACCCGCUGCACAGCAGCCCGGCCGCGCUGCGCAAGCUGGUCAUCGACGUGGUGCCCCCCAAGUUCCUGGGCGACGCGCUGCUGCUGCUCACCUGCCUGUGCGAGCUCUCCAAGGAGGACCGCAAGCCGCUCUUCGCCUGGUGAGCCCGCCCGCACCCGCCGUGCCUUGCCUGCAAUAAACAUGUUUGUUCCAAACCCGGGGGCCACGUGCCUCCUGCGUGUCCCCUCCGGCCCGGGGCAGGGGCCCAGUCUGCCGACAGGGCGCCCGGGGCCACAGGCGCCUCUCACCAACCGGGCCGCGCCUCGGGCACCCGGCCCGCCCGCCGCCCACCCCCACGCGGCACUGUGGCACUUUAUUAAAAUCAUCUGUUUUCUUGUGUA
Felis catus (domestic cat) is the source of this 1290-nucleotide messenger RNA. RefSeq names its product spermatogenesis and centriole associated 1 like (gene SPATC1L). Bases 22 to 1053 code for a protein of 343 amino acids. The transcript has 4 exons. The record is from RefSeq and is a predicted model, not a curated record. Lineage: Eukaryota; Metazoa; Chordata; Mammalia; Carnivora; Felidae.